UGCAUAUGCAUGGCGAUGAGAUUGAUAGGAAGAAAUGGAUUCGCCUCAUCAUCAGAAUCGAAAAUGCGAUAUAAUGCAAGUUGAUAAUUCGUCUUUAUGCAAUUGCGUUGUUAACUUUCUAUUAGAAGAGAAUUACAUUCUAACUGCUUUUGAACUUCUCCACGAACUUCUCGACGAUGGACGUCACGAUCAAGCCAUUCGCCUCCAACAAUACUUCUCCGAUCCUUCUCGCUUCCCUCCCAAUCAAAUCUCUCGAUUCAAUUCUCUCCCAUCGGCAGAUCCUCAAACACUGCUUCAAUGUAAAGAAGAUGCCGAAGAAAAGUUAGCCAUAACAGAUUAUGAACUGCGUCUGGCACAGGAAGACAUUUCAAAACUGAAAGAGGAAUUGAAAACCAAAACAGAAGGCAUUAUUAUUGAUGCAACUACGAAUUCAAGUGGAGAUGUUUCGGUCAAUCGUGUUGGUACUGAGUUACAAACUCAACAACAAAAAGGGAAUAAUAAUGGUUCAUUUGCUGCUUUGGGUCCACUCAAGAAAAAUGAGCGGCGAGAUCUUAAUUUUGCUGUCAAGGAAUAUUUGCUUAUAGCUGGUUACAGACUCACUGCAAUGACAUUUUAUGAAGAGGUUACGGAUCAGAACUUGGAUAUUUGGCAGAAUACACAUGCACUAAUACCAGAUGCCUUGCGUCAUUAUUAUUACCAGUUUCUUUCAUCAACUUCAGAGGCUGCUGAGGAAAAAAUUGCCCAAGUUCUAGAAAAUGAAGCUUUGCUGAAGGAAAAUCAGAGCCUGAAUGAAGAAAAGGAGAGCAUGUUGAAGGACAAAGAUUUAGCUGAUGGUCAAAUAAGAGCUUUAACUAAAUCCUUGGAGGCACUGCAAGAAGACCUUAAACACAAAGAGAGCAUGGUUCAAGUUUUAAAGCAGUCCUUGGAGAAUCAAAGAAAGGAGCUCCAUGCUAGCAAAGCUCAGAUCAGUAAUCUGAAAAUGCAUACUAAACAGUUCGGUUCUGGAGACAAUCUGGCUGUGAAUGAUGUUGAUAAUACUUUUCCUGAGUCUUUAGAUAAAUACAAGGAAAAAAUUAAAAAAUUACAGAUAGAAGUUGAACGAUUGAAGGAAAAGAAUAGAGGAACUCCUGAGCGUAAUUUUUUUGGCAGUUCUGAUAAUGAAAUUAUGCAGACAGAAGACAAAGUUAUUGAGAUUCACGAGGACCAAGGUGCAAACUCUUAUCCUGUUGAUGCGGCGUUGGGUGUCAUACACAAUGAAGAUGCUCAAUCGCCAGUUCUUCAAAAUCUUAACGAGUUUGCUGAUAAACACACAGAUCCACAGCAAGCUUUAUUUAACCCUGCACUUACAAACACUGCUUUUGAAAAUAUUGAUAAUGUCUCUGAAAAAAAUGGGGGCAAGCAAGGAGGGGAUAACAGGUUACAUGGUAAACCAGAAAGUGAAAGUGAUGAAGAAAUAUAUGAGAAGAAGGCAAGUCCAUUCUAUUUGAACAAAUCCUCAAACGCCAUAACUUUUUGGUUUCUAGGAUUAGGAACCAUUCAGAUACUGGCAGAUGCUUUGCCUAAAAUUGUUCCUUAUGUCCUCAUCAACCAUCGUGAGGAGCUCCUUCCUCUAAUGAUGUGUGCAAUUGAGCACCACCCGGACAGCAGGACUCGAGAUUCUUUGACCCACACAUUAUUUAACUUAAUAAAGCGUCCUGAUGAACAACAGAGGCGGAUAAUAAUGGAUGCAUGUGUCAGCCUUGCAAAGAAUGUUGGAAAGAUGAGAACAGAAACAGAAUUGCUUCCUCAGUGUUGGGAACAAAUAAAUCACAUGUACGAGGAACGUAGACUGCUCGUUGCUCAAUCAUGUGGAGAACUUGCAGAAUUUGUACGCCCAGAAAUUUGCGAUUCUCUUAUUUUAUCAAUUGUGCAACAACUAAUAGAAGAUUCUGCCACUAUUGUUCGAGAGGCUGCGGCUCAUAAUUUGGCUAAGCUGCUUCCACUUUUCCCAAACACGGAUAAAUAUUUCAAGGUGGAGGAGUUGAUGUUCCAAUUGAUAUGUGAUCCCUCAGGAGUGGUGGUGGAAACUACUCUCAAGGAUCUGGUUCCUGCAGUUAUAAAGUGGGGAAACAAUUUAGACCACGUUUUGAGGGUUUUACUCUCUCAUAUUUUCAGCUCUGCACAGCACUGUCCACCUCUUUCUGCAGUUGAAGGGUGUAUAGAGUCACAUCUACACGUGUUGGGGGAAAGAGAGCGAUGGAAUAUAGAUGUUCUUUUGAGAAUGCUGGGGGAGUUGCUUUCUUUGGUGUACCAGAAAGCAAUUGAAACAUGUCCCUUCUUGUCCAACUUAGAAACUACACAAUUUGUGUUUUCUACCACAUUACUUGAAUUGUAUGCAAGAGGAAAUGUUGAAUGGGAUGUAUUUGAAUGGAUGCAUGUUGAGUGCUUUCCUAAAUUGAUACAGCUGGCUUGCUUGUUACCAUGGAAAGAAGAUAAUUUGCGAAGCCGAAUUUCAAAGUUUCUGUUAUCUGUUUCUGAAAGGUUUGGGGAUACCUAUGUCACAUGCAUAAUGCAACCUAUAUUUUUGACAGCAGUUGGGGAUGAGGCCGAUUUGACAUGUUUUCCUAGUGCCAUUCAUUCGAGAAUUAAAGGGUUAAGACCAAAAUCUGCUGUUGCGGAGAGGCUCUCUACAUCAUGUGUCCUACCACUUUUGUUAGCUGGUGUUUUGGGUGCACCUGGAAAACACAAAGAAUUAACAGAUUACUUGAGAAAACUGCUACUAGAAGACAAUUCCAAGGAAAAUCCAUCAACCAAACACACCCCUGAAAUUAUUAACGCUAUCCGCUUCAUUUGCAUACAUGAAGAAAACCAUGGUAUGAUAUUUGAUAUAUUAUGGGAAAUGGUUGUUAGUUCUAACGUGAACAUGAAAAUAACCGCUGCCAAACUUCUGAAAGUUAUUGUACCAUAUAUUGAUGCAAAGGUUGCCUCAACUCAUGCUUUGCCUGCCUUAGUUACUCUUGGAUCUGAACAAGACCUCAAUGUGAAGUGCGCCAGCAUUGAUGCAUUUGGUUCCGUUGCUCAACACUUCAAAAAUGAGAUGAUAGUUGACAAGAUACGUGUUCAAAUGGGUGCUUUUAUUGAAGAUGGAUCCCAUGAAGCUACUAUGGCUGUCAUUCAUGCAUUGGUGGUUGCCGUGCCUCAUACAACAGAACGGCUUAGAGAUUAUCUUUUGUCCAAGAUUGCUCAACUUACAACCGUGCCAGUUGCUACUUCAACUGACUUGAAGCGUCGGCAAGAAAGAGCCAAUGUAUUUUGUGAGGCAAUCCGUGCUUUGGAUGCUACAGAUCUUCCUGCAAACAGUGUUCGAGACUACCUCUUGCCUGCUAUACAAAACCUUUUAAAAGACUUGGAUGCACUGGAUCCAGCGCACAAAGAAGCCCUUGACAUUAUUAUGAAGGAAAGGUCAGGAUCAAAUUAUAGUAGUGUAAAUAAUAAGGUGACGGGUUCUCAUGGUGGGCUUGCAUCAUCAAUGAGCAACUUAUUUGGUGAGGGUGGCUUGCGUGGAAAGAAAGACAGUACAGACACGGUAUCAGAAAGAGUUGUGUCCCCCAGAGGUGUUGCGCCACAACCACCGGCGGAGGACACUAGAUUCAGGCGCAUCAUGCUGGGACAUUUCGGUGACAUGCUACGUGGCAAGGGAAAAACACAAGAGGAAACUCAGAAUCAAUAAGAUGCAUUAUGUCCUUGUAAUUACACCUAGUAUGUACAAGUUUUUUUUUUCUUUUUGUAAAAUACUUCAAUCAUUUCACAGCGAUCUUGUUUUGUUUUUGCGAUGAGUUGGAAAAUGUUCAUUUAAAGAAUAACAUAUUGCAGUUUUGUUGAAUUUUUCGCUUAUAUUGUUUACUAUGUUUUAUGAAGGAGAGGUGACUGUAUUGGAAAGUAAAGUUGAAUAUCUGAAUGGUUAAUUGAA
Molecule: messenger RNA, 3949 nt
Organism: Cicer arietinum (chickpea)
Lineage: Eukaryota; Viridiplantae; Streptophyta; Magnoliopsida; Fabales; Fabaceae
Source: RefSeq, a predicted model, not a curated record